AUGCUGUACAAGCUGUUGAAGUACUGGGAGGAUUAUAUGGAAGCUUUUCCCAGUGUAUUCGAUGGUCUUUGUGACCUGGAUCAUUUCGACCCGAAGUUAGCACUAUCGGCGAAGCGAUUGUUGGAUACUGAUACUGAUGAUUAUGAAUAUGAGCUUGCCAAGUUGAAGAAGUGGUUGAGCGAACAGGAGUUCCGUCGACUGCCUUUGGUAUCUUCGGCGUAUACCGCACUACCGCGAAUUGGUGUACGAUCCUUGGAGGUCUAUCUGAAUCGGGGAGUGGAAGAAAAUCCGACCCCGCCUCGCAUCACUGUGACUCCGGAGCAGCUAACACCAGUUGAAAACGCCAAGUUUGUAAGCAAGGCCUGUCAAGAACGGCCGAGAGUCGGCAACAGAGCUGUCUAUGUUGGGUCUGAUAAGCCUGUCCCUGUUGGUGCUAGAUGUGUAGUCACAUCUGUUUAUGGUCGACCUGGUCAGGACAUGAAGGUUGAGCUACUCUUUGACCGCUGUACUUUCGGCUGUGAUACAGCUUUUGGGAGGUGCAGUCCAAUGCGGGGUCUAGUGGUGUCGCCUUCCGAUAUACUCGUGCUUCCUGUUCAUCCGACAUCACCUCUUGUACCGCAUACACCUCCUUAUGGGAACACCUACUCGUCGCCACCACAUGGAGUCACCCUCGACGAGUCCCUGCCUAUGAACGGCACUGGAAUGAGUCGUAAAGAAAGAAGCAAGCGCAAGGUUAGGAAAGCCCCCACAGUGACAUAUGCAUCUAGGCAUCCUGACACGACGAUAUUAAGCCACGAGCUUCGUCAUAUGCUGGGCAUAUCACCCAACAACAACAACAAGCAGCAGUCCUAG
This is a messenger RNA of Perkinsus marinus ATCC 50983, 852 nucleotides long. RefSeq lists its product as hypothetical. Bases 1 to 852 code for a protein of 283 amino acids. The transcript has 6 exons. The record is from RefSeq and is a predicted model, not a curated record. Lineage: Eukaryota; Perkinsozoa; Perkinsida; Perkinsidae.